This is a messenger RNA of Coccomyxa subellipsoidea C-169, 528 nucleotides long. RefSeq lists its product as hypothetical. The record is from RefSeq and is a predicted model, not a curated record. The transcript is spliced from 4 exons. NCBI's taxonomy places the organism in Eukaryota, Viridiplantae, Chlorophyta, Trebouxiophyceae, Coccomyxaceae. Bases 1 to 528 code for a protein of 175 amino acids.
AUGGAGUCCACAUUUGAUGGACUCGCGGGGGUGCUUGAAGAGGCCAUGAAUGAGAUCAGAACGAAGUUCAAGGAGGCCAGCAAGCACGCAGGCAUCUGGGAGUCCCUGCAGGCCUUCGCUGCAGCGGUCGACUGGACGGAACCCUGGCUCAUUGCGCUCCUGGCGUUCCAAGCGCUGCUUCUGGUCUCAGUAAUCAUCUUGCGCAAGUCCUGGAACUACAACGUGGGUGUCCUAGUCCUGGCAGCUGGCACGGUGUAUAACGCGCAGCGGCUGAACAGAUUACUGGGCGACCACUGGAGGAGCUUUGCAGGGCAGCCCUAUUUUGACGAGCAGGGCGUGUUCAUCAGUGCUGUUGUGUCGGCGCCGCUGCUGCUCACCAUGUUUGUGCAGCUGGUGAGCUACCUAUGCCAGGCGUCUGGGCUGCUGGUGGACAUGAAGAGGAAGGAGCUUCGCUACAAGGCCCGGCAGAGGGCGCGCCAGGAACGCGCUGCCACGGGUGCCCAGGCAGACACAAAAAAGACUAGCUAG